Monodelphis domestica (gray short-tailed opossum) is the source of this 13604-nucleotide messenger RNA. RefSeq names its product ALS2 C-terminal like (gene ALS2CL). The record is from RefSeq and is a predicted model, not a curated record. Gene Ontology annotation, biological process: regulation of GTPase activity; endosomal transport. Gene Ontology annotation, cellular component: cytoplasm; cytoplasmic vesicle. Gene Ontology annotation, molecular function: guanyl-nucleotide exchange factor activity; small GTPase binding. Lineage: Eukaryota; Metazoa; Chordata; Mammalia; Didelphimorphia; Didelphidae.
UGUUUUCAGAAGUCACCUUGCCUCGGGCUUCCUCCUGGCCUGCUCUCUGGCUGCCUGGCGUAAACACCUGGGGAGCCAGCCUCCUCCCUACUGUCCCCACCCCAAGAGUCCUAAGCCUCCGUCGUUGUUCUCUGUCUCUCGGGGCUUUGGGACUUCUGGACUAUCCGGCCCUUCUCCUACCCGAGGCUCUUGAGGAAGUCAAGAAAAUUGCUGACUGGGAUGACUCUAAAUUCGUGUUAUCUAACCUCAGGUGGGGUUCUCCUGGCUUGUGCUUCCCACAACAGCUGGAGCAAACCUUUCCUGCUCUCCCCAAACCCCCAGCAACCCUCCUUCCUUCUUUCCUAUGACCUUGUCUUCAGUUUUCUGAGAAUAUCAGACAUCUAGGCUGAGUCUCCUUACCUCCCUUCUUCUAGGUCUCAAAGCCACUCUAUGCUCUCAUCCAUUCUAUCCCCCUUCUCCCUUGGGUCCAGCCCCCACAGAGCUGCCAAAAUUAUCCCAGGACACAGUUCUGGCCGAAUAAAUUCCCCUAUUUAAUAACCUUCAAUAUCUAUUGUUUCUAGAAUAAAACAUUAACUUGCUUCUGGUGUAAAGGCUGGCUUUAAUGUUAAAACUGUCACAUUUAGGAAGAUCUUUUUAAACCCUGUCUUCACAGAAUCCUCCAAAAUAUCCCAUUAUUCCCAUUUUGCAGAUGGGAAAACUAAGAUUCAGAGAGAUAAAAGAAUCAUCAUGGUUACUGAACCAGUAAAUAUCAGAGUUAGCAUCCAGGGCUCAGGGGUCCCUGAUGUCCUUUUAUCACAUCACAAUGCCUUUUUGGUACCCUUUAUUCUCAUGGCUACUGUGAUACUGUACCUUUAAUUAAUAGCACUCCUUUAUAAUAAUUGCUAGCAUUUAUAUAGCACUUUAUUUAUAUUUUCAUAGCCCUAUGUUACCUCAUUUGAUCCAUAUAACAACCCUGGGAGGUAGGUGCUGUUAUCUAUCCAUUUUACAGAUAAGGAAAUUGAGGAUAAUGGUUAAAUGACUUGCUCAGGGUUACCUAGCUAGCAAGGGGCCUUCUAAGACAGCAUUCAAUCUCAUUCUACUUCACUACUUAACAACCUAAGUAUUGGCUCCUCUGUUUUCUUUUUGUUCCCUAAAUAUGGAUGGCCCCCAAGCUUUUUUCCUUGUAACUUUUUUUUUUUAUUUCCCCACAUUCUUGGCAACAGCUUCAUAUGACACCUUUAUGCAAAUGAUUUCCAGAUCCAGACCCAAUCAAGUCCCCCAGGUCCAGACUCUCUUAAAUAACUAGCUUAACAUUUUUUCUUGGAGUUUCCAGCAAUCAACCAUUAGGCAUGCAAUAAUUAAGUUCUUACUCUGUGUCUAGCAAUCUGCUAAGUGCUAGGAACAGAGAAAAAUAGAAAAUGCAAUAGAGGGUCAGUUAGCAUUUAUGGAUUUAUUUAAAAACCUUACCUUCUGUUUUAGAGUCCAUAUCAGUUCCAAGCAAUUGAAGUUAAGUGAUUUGGCUAAGGUCACAUAGCUGUCUCAGGUCAGAUCUGAUAUCUGCUGAGCCACCUAGCUGCCCCACAAUUAGCUUUCAUUAAGCCCUGAGAGCUAUGCUAAAUGAUGGGGAUACAAAGAAAGGGGCGGGGGAGAUUCCUGCUCUUAAGGAAGUUUUAAUCUAAUAUCACAUCCAAAAUAGAACUAGUCUUCCUGUGGAAACUUGAUUUAUUAUUGAUUUGUUGAUUGAAUAGGCUUAAGAAAAUGAUAAAAGAAAAUGUUAAUAAUGCAGAUUAAAACAUUUUUGUGCAUGCAUUUUGUUUUAUUUUUUUAAACCCUUACCUUCUGUCUUAGUAUCAGUUCUAAGAUUGAAGGGCUAAGAAAUCAGGGUUAAAAUGACUUAUCUAGUCAUACAACUAGGAAGUGUCUAAGACCUCCAGACCCUAAGUCUGGCACUCUAUCCAGUGCCUGCAUAUAAUUUAGACAUUUACUAGUGCUCCCCUGCCACUUGUCUUCCCUGUUGCCCAGGUCUGGAAUUUCAGUCACCCUUGAUUCUUCCUUCUUUCUCACCCUUCACAUGUGAAUUAGUUGCCCCAUCCUUUUCGUUGUGUCUGAGGAACAGUGAAAGGUAGGGUUCAUGAUGUAGAGUAAAGGGAAAUUCAACUGAAAAGACAAGUUGGAGCCACACUGUGAUGACAACCUUUAAUCUGCCAAAAAGAGGAGUUUAUACAUUAUUCUAGUACACAUAAGCCACUUGAUUUGUUGAGUGCAGUGAUCAGACUCAUGCUUCAGGGAUAUCAUUUUGGAGUUGUCUGGAAGAUGGUUUAGAGAAGAAGGGAGAACAAUUUAGGAAGCAAAAUGUGAGGUUGUGAGGGCUUAUGAGGGAGGUGGCCAUGUGAAUAGAGAAAAGAGUAGGGGUAGCUAUGGUAGAAUCAAUAAGACUUGACAGGGGCAGCUGGGUGGGUCAGGAGAGAGCCAGCUCUGGAGUUGAGAGAAUCUGGGUUCAAAUCUGGCCUCAGACACCUCCUAGCUGUGUGACCCUGGGCAAGUCACCUAACCCUGAUUGCCUAGCCCUUACCACUUUUCUGUUUUAGAAUGGAUCCUUAGUGUAGAUUCUAAGAGAGAAGGUAAGGGUUUGGGGAAAAGAAAAAGAGACAUGUCAACUGAUAGAUAAUGGGGAGAGAGAAGAUUAAUGAGCAAUAGUGAAGGAGUUGACAAGAUUGUCUAGCUUGACUGUUUAGACUCUGGGGCAGUCAUUCUACCCUAAAAAAGCACUAAGAAAGGGUAUAGAUCCUGGGCAAGUUAUUCAACCCUGAAAAAGGCCCAAGAGGAUCAAAAAUGAUUGAAGAUUCUCUUUCCACGCCCAACUCCUAAAGUAAUCUCUUCUAUUAUUUCUAAGUUCAUCAAAUCAGUCUUAAUUGCCUACUAUUUGCAUGGCACUAAGGCAAAGGGCUGGGGACCCAGAGACAAAACUCCUUGCCCUUAAGUAGUUUACAUGAGUUUUUUGGGAUUUUUUUCUUUAUUUUAUUCCAGUAAGAAAUUUACAAAUAAGUUUUUCAGGUUUGUAUGUUUUGUGUUCUCUUCCUCCCCUCUUCUCUCCCACUCCUGGAGUUGACAAGCUAUUCCACUGGGUUAUAUGUGUAUUAUUAUUAAAAACCUGUUUCCCUAUUAUUCAUUUUUGUAAGAGAGUAAUCUUUUUUUUUUUAAACCCUUACCUUCCUCCUUAUAAUGAAUAUUGUGUAUUGAUUCCAAGGCAGAAGAGUGGUAAAGACUAGGCAAUGGGGGUCAAGUGACUUGUCCAGGGUCACACAGCUAGGACGUAUCUGAGGCCAAAUUUGAACCCAGGACUUCCCAUCUCUGGGCCUGGCUCUCAAUCCAUUGAGCCAACCAGCUGCCCCCUGUAAGAGAGUAAUCUUAUAAAACCAAAACCCCAAAUCAUAUACUCAAAGAAGUAAUAAAUCAUGUUUUCUUCUGCCUUUCAAGUAGUUUACAUUUUAAUGCUUCUCUGACUUUUUUUACACUUAACUAAAGCUAACUUGUAAUUAUAGUUCUGUGUAUAUGUUGUUCAGUCUUGUCCAACUCUUCAUGACUCCAUUUGGGCUUUCCUUGGCAGAGAUACUGGAAUGGUUUGUCAUUUCCUUCUCCAGCUCACUUAAUAGAUAAGGAAGCUGAGGCAGACAGUAAAGUGACUUACCCAGAGUCAUACACUAGUAAGUGUCUGAGGUUGGAUUUGAACAUCAGGACUUGAGUCUUCCUGAUUCCAAGCCUGAUGCUCUCUUCCCUUUGCCCCUUUCUUUAUUAUAAACUCCUCGAGGUCAGGGAGUGUCUCCUCUGCUUUUUUUUCUUCUUCCACCUAGUAUAGGACUUUGCAUGUAAGAAGUACUUAAUAAAGGCAGUGGAUGUUUGCAGAAUUGAACUGAAUCCUUUCCCAUUGUUCUGCUUGAUUCUUUUUAUUUUUGGGUCCCUACCUUUGCCUCUCAGCUCUAGCUACAUCAUCUCUUUAAAUCAAGUCCUUGGGAAGCCAAUUUCCCAGGCUCUCCUAGGAGUAUAUGCUGGAAGGGAUCAUAGGAUUGAUCUGCUCCAACUUCCUAAUUAUUAAGGAGGGAAUUGAGGUCUAAAGAGGAGAGGUGGCAAGUGGUAAAGCUGGGAUUUGAACCCUGGUCUUCUGAUCCCAAAUCUAGCACUUCUACUUCACCAAUAAAACAUAUUUAGAGGGGGAAGAUGGAGCAUUAUGAAACAUGUCUUCCCAGAUAACUGAUUUAUCUCCCUCUAGAACAGACCAUUCUGCCCAGGAGGGUCUUGACCGAAGAGACCACAUACUGGUAAAGCAAGUAGACUCAAUAUAGGGGAUGUGUACCCCUGGAGGGAAUCUCAGAACUGGCCUUAGCACUCUCCCUACCACUAGCCCCUGAAACAUCUCUUAUCCAGUCAGAUAAUAAUAGCUCAUGUGAUGUUUUUAGAUUUGUGGAGAACCUUCUGCACUGUAGAGAGAUAGUGUAAAUAUUAUUGCCUUCAAUUUCUAGAAGAGAAAACAGGGUCAGGAUGGUCAAAUGGCACCAUGGUAGAAUUUGGAGCCUGAAAGAACUAGGUCUAGACCUACUCAGAUGAGGAAAAUGAGCUUCCAAGAAAUGACUAGCCCAGAGAGUGUUAGAACUUACCUUCAGGCCUGUGCUAUUUCCAAUUAUCAGUCCCAUCCCUCUUUCUGCCAGUUUCCUCCCAUCCCCCCUUAUUUAUUUUUUAGAAUUUAUUUAUUUACUUAAUUUAGACAAAAUUCCCAUAGUUACAUGAUUCAUAUUCUUUGGUUUUACAUGUAUCAUUGAUCAAGAUCUAUUUCCAUAUUAUUAAUAUUUGCACUAGGGUGAUCAUUUAGAGUCUACAUCCCUAGUCAUAUCCCCAUUGCCCCAUGUGAUCAAACAGUUGUUUUUUCUUCUGUGUUUCUACUCCCACAGUUCUUCCUCUGGAUAUGGAUAGUAUUCUUUCUCAUAAGUCCCUCAGAAUUGUCCUGGAUCACUGCAUUGCUGCUAGUAGAGAAGUCCACUACAUUCAACUGUACCACAGUGUAUCAGUCUCUGUGUACAAUGUUCUCCUGGUUCUGUUUCUUUCACUCUGCAUCAGUUUCUGGAGGUCGUUCCAGUUCACAUGGAAUCCCUCCAGUUCAUUAUUGCUUUGAGCACAAUAGUAUUCCAUCACCAACAUAUGCCACAAUUUGUUCAGCCAUUCUCCAAUCAAAGGGCAUUCCCUCAUUUCUCCCUCCUUUAAAUCAUGAGGUAGGACAUCAGAUUAUGCAAGGUCCCUUCUAGGUUAGCAUUUUAUGGUCUAUAUCCCAAGAUGUUUUCAAGCUCUGAUAGUUUACAACCCAAGGUCCCUUCUAGCUUAUAUGUUCUCAGGGCUUUCUUUCUUCUGUCAUUCUAUGUUCUAAGGCUCUUUCCUCACAUUCCAUGCUCUAGGUUUUAAAUUGCCUUCCUAUUCCAGUGUUCUUUGUUCUGUGCUCUAGGGUCCCUUUCAGUUCUAAUUUUUUGUGAUCUAUUUAAUUGAUUUAUUUAAAACUCUUACCUUCCAUCUUAAAAUCAAUACUGUGUCUUGAUCCCAAGGCAGAAAAAUGCUAAGGGCUAGGCAUUGGCAUUGGAGAAUUAAGUGUCUUGCCCAUGACCAUGCAUCUAGGAAGGAUCUGAGGUCAAAUUUGAACUCAAGACCUCCCAUUUCCAGGUCUGGCUCUCAAUCUAUUUUAUAAAACCCCUUUAACAUUCAAUUUUUUUUAUUAUUACCUUGGCCCCUGGCAUCUUAAGGUCUUAGGACAGAUAUGACAAAGCUGUAAUAUAAGUGAAGUAACAGUCUUUCCAUUCAGCCAAUCAGAGGAAAUUGCUCCUUUUUUUCUGGCUAAUAAUUCUCUUGGAGCUUCCUAAUAUCUCUCCCAAAUCCCUCAUCCUGAAUCUCUGUAUUUCCCUUCUUGAUCCUCAGAGGAUGGAAUUUUGGAUUAGAAAUUGGGAAGUAAUGGAGGACUUUCCUGAAUGAUCCCAGGCUGCCCAACCUCUGGCUGCACCAAAGCAAAGCAGUCAGGGCCUCAAACAGACACAUUUUGUCCCUUUAGCUACCAGCCCUUUCCCUCUCCUAAUCACUUCUGAUUUAUCCAACACAGAGCUUGCUUUGUAAUCUUUGUUGGUAUAUUGUCUCCCUAGUUAGACUGUAAGCUCCUUGAGGGCAGGAACUAUCUUUUUGCUUUUUUUUUUUUUUGUAUCUCCAGGGCUUAGCAUAGUAUUUAGCCUAUGGUAGGUUCUUAAUACAUGUUUAUUGAAUUAAAUUGAAUUGAUUUUGGAAUUCAGAGUCCACCCCUCUUAUUGCAUGGUCUCUCAUGACAUAAUAGAGACAGUGAGGCACGGAACCUUAGCCUGGGAAAUAGGAUAGAUUCUGGCUUCUAAAUAGCAACUCUGACACAAAUUUGCAACUCAUUUUCUUUCCAUAGAUUUCACUUUCCUCCUUGCUAAAAUUAAGAGACUGGUUUUAAUGAUCUCUGGAGUCCCUUCUAAUAUUAUAUGUUGUUCUGUUAUUUUCAGUCACAUCCAACUUUCUGUGAUCCCUUUUGGGAUUUUCUUGGCAAAAAUACUGGAGUGGUUUGCCAUUUCCUUGUCUAGCUCAUUUUUUUUUAGAUGAGAAAAGUGAGGCAAACAGGGUUAAGUGACUCACCCAGGGUCACUCAGCUAGUAAGUCUGAGGCCACAGGAACACAGAAUGCCAGAGGUGGUGGAGGUGGUAAGAUAUGGAGCACAGAAUGCCAGAGGACCUCAUGAAGCUCAAAGAUGGGAAUUGAAUGGAUCCAUAUGAAUUGGUGGCAGAGCUGGACCUACAAAUAGUUUUUCUUACUCUAUGUCCAGGCAGGGUCUCCUUCACUGUACUGUGCUGGCUGUUGAUUCUGUAAGUCCUGGCAUCUAUGGCCCUGAUGCCAAUAACAAAGUUGAGGAAAGAAGGAAGGAGGGUGCCCACAGGGAGAAGUCCUGCCAGUUUCUUCAUGCCCAGGUGAAUCACUGGGUCUGUGCUUCUGCCUCACAUUCACAGGAAAGUGUCCAUCCCUGUAUAGGACCACUUCCCUCCCCCCAGCCAUGCCCACACCUCCCUAGCUGACAGGCCAACGUCUCUCCUCAUGGGGGGGGGGCACUCAAUUCGCCUGGGGACUUGUCUCUGCCUUCAGGUAUGACUGAGUUACCUCCAGUAUAGAGAGCUGAGGAGCCUUUGGUCCCCUGAAUCUGUACAAUGAAGGACUUGCCAAGGGUUCCCUCUAGGCUUUGAUAAUAGUGACUCACAUUUCUUACUCUGCUCAGAUCUCACCUUCUACAGCAGGCCUUUCCUGAUCAUCUUCUCCCCUACUCCUCCAUACCCAGGAGACACCGGUGUGCACAGUGGAUAGAGCACUGGGUCUAGAGCUCAAAUUUGACUUCAGAUACUAGCUUUGUAAUUCUGGGCAAGUCACUUAACCUUUGACUGCCUCAGUUUCCUCACCAGUAAAAUGAGGAUAAUGUUAACUAAACCUUCCUUAAAGAUUUGUGAGCAUCAAAUGAGAGAAUAUUUUAAAAGUACUUAGCACUGUGCCUGGCACUUAGUAGUCUCUAUUUAAAUGCUAAUUCCACCCCUUCCCUUCCCCAUUUCCUUUCCCUUCUCCAUCCUAGAGUCUCCCAUUUCAUUAUUAAAAUGUCAUCCAUUCCCAGUGUUACGAAACAGCCUACUUUGUUUGGUUGAAGCACAAAAAUAAGCCUACAUUGAACUAACGUUGAAAAGAGACCCUUCUCAUAACAAAUAUGGAUCUGGGGGUGGGGUGGGAAAUUGAAUGAUUAGCCUUGCAUUUUCUAAUGCCAAUCUCAAUGCAUUUCAGUAUGCCCUUUCUAGAAAUGUGGUACCCAGGUCUGGAUCAGGUAUUCCCAAGGCAUUCUGUCCAGGUCAUUGUGCCAAGUGGGAUUAUGGAAAAGCCCUGGAUUUAAAGUCAGGAAGGACCCAGGGUUCAAAUUGUGACUUCACCAGUUAGAAUCUUGGUGACCUUGGCUAAGUCAUUUUCUGAUCCAGUUCCUCAUGUGUAAAUGAGGGGUCUGGACCAGAUCAUUCUCUCCACUUUUAAGUCUCCUGCUACCAUGAAUGCAGACUAUGGUAGCAUUAGCUCUCUCUCUCUCUCCCUUUUUUUUUAACCCUUAUUUUCUUUCUUAGUAACAACCUUUACCUUCCAUUUUAGAAUCAAUGCUGUGUAUUGGUUCCAAGGCAGAAGAGCAGUAAGUGCUAGGCAAUGGGGUUAAAUGACUGACCCAGGGACACAGCUAGGAAGUGUCUAAAGCUAGAUUUGAGCCCAGGACUUCUCAACUCCAGGUCUGGCUCUUCAUUGAACCACCUAGCUUGUCCUGUGGCAUUAGCUCUUCAGCUGCCCCAUCAUGCUAUUAAUUUCCCUGGACUUUGAGGGUGAGAUGUCCUGGGCAUGCUGGUUGUGGGCAGAACUGUGGGAGGGCAGCCUUGCCAUCAGCUAUUGGCCACUAUCCCUCUCUUGAGCUUUUAUUUCCCUCCCCUGACCUUGACCUGCUCCCAAGUGAUGGGAAAUGCUUUUGAAACACAACAGCCCAGCUUCUCCCAGGCUAAGCCUGGCCUGAGCCUCCUCUGGGGGAGAUCCCAAGGGCCUCCCAGGUGUCAGCUGGAGAGGAAAGCUGGUACAAUAGUCCAGUCCUGAAUUACUACCUGGUCCUUCCUCUUCCCCUUCCUGCUGGCCUCAACCCCAAAGCCUCUCCCUUACAGCUUAGGUGGGGUUUGGAAUUUCUGAGCUCUGGGCUGGGCCCUGGAGUGGUGAGGCUCCAUUCCUCCCCCACCCCACCCUUUCUUUGUCAAUAGUUACAGAAAUAAACCCUUGGAAUCCAUUCCCUGCACCCUUACCCCUAGGAUUUCUUAGCUUCAAGGUUAUUUUUUAAAAAACCUACACAGUUAGUGUGGAACCAGCUAGGCACCUUAUGGAAAGGGUCUACCUCUGACCCUUGGGAGCCCCCAGAGUGAGGAAAUGCAGCCCCUCCUCAGCAAAAGCACCUGGUCUGAGGGGGAGAUAGACCCCCAGCUUUGGGAACAUUCAGAAAGGACUGUCCCAAGGGGGAAAGUUGACUGAGAAGACCACCAAGGCUCCUUCCACUCAUCUUGCACUAUAUGGGUUUGUGCUAGGAUUUUGAUUCUGGGGGAACAAGGCAAGGUUUAACCCCUGAUCACACUGGAUGGAGAAGGGAUCCCUGUCUCUGCAGUUCAUUUGUACAUGGUAAAGCUGACAUGACCUCUCGUUUAACCUAGAUAUACCCCCCUGUCUGUACAGGACCAGAUUCCCCUCACUGAACAUUGCCAGGCACCCUGUGACUUUGUCACUGUCGUUUAGUUGUGUCUGGUUCUUUGUGACUCUAUUUGGGGUCUUCUUGGCAAAGAUACCAGAAUGAUUCACUAUUUCCUUUUCUAGCUCAUUUUACAGAUGAAGAAACUGAGGCAAAAGGAACUUGCUUAGAAUCACACAGCUAAUAAGUGUCUGAGGCUGGAUUUGAACUCCAGAUCAGGUGGGCCCUAAUGAGGCCUGGGGGCUUCGUACCAGCCACACUCCUCAGGCACCAUGUGUACUCCUGAAGAGACAUCACUACUACAAGCGGAAGAAACUUUCUUGGCCUUGCUUGGCCGCAUCAAUACCCUCAUCUUCCAACCUCUGCUCCUGGCAGGAGAGCCCUCCAACUCGAAGGACCAGGAAUGCAUGAGGCUGCUGCUCCAGCUCAGUGUGCAGUACCAGCAGCUGUGGGACCUGACCCAGGCCAGCCUCCGAACACUGAGGCAGAGGCUCAACUCCCCAGCCACCGUCAGCAUGGAGGCCCUGCACCUUCUUCACAGCCCAGACCUGUUCCUGGAAGCCUACCAACGGUAUUUUGUGAUCUAUACCAGCUGUGUGGUGGUGCAGACCUUUCAGAAGGCUACCAGGAAAAAAAGUGAAUUUUGGAGGAGCCAGAGGAAGGCACUGAAGCAGUUCCUGACCAAUGUGACCUUGGAGACUUCGGGGGCAGCUGCCCUGCCUCAAGUCCUCUGCCAGCCUCUCACAGAUCACGUGCAGCAGUACGUCCUUAUCUUGCUGAGACUCGGAGAUGCUGUUGGUGAGCAUCAUCCUGCCAGGGAGAUGGCUAUCCAGGCUGCUGACCGCUUUGUGACUCUUCAGUCCUUCAUCAGACAGGCUCUGGGUGAAGCCUCGGCCACCCAGGGCCUGUGGGAGACCCUGGGCAACCGGCUGGUGGAUGCUCUGUGCUCAGCAGAUCGGCGACUGCUUCAGGACAGCCAGAAGGUGCCAGUGGUGGCCAGCCCAGUCCGAGCUGACCGAGUCCUCCUUUUCAAUGAUGUUCUUGUUCUAGUGCAGGGUCACAGCUUUCAGACAUUUGACCUGAAGCUGGUCUGGGUGGAAGCCAGGAUGAAUGAGAAGCAGAUCUCCAGCGGGCAUGGGUUUCAUGUCAUCACACCUGAAGAAGAGUUCUGUCUCUCUGCUAAGGAUGCCCAGGGCCAGGCUUGCUGGCUGUCUAAGGUGAGCCAGGCCAUCUGCCAGGCACUGAGUGGAAAGAAGGCUAUCCCUGGGCUGGAGCAAGACCAGAAUCAGGAGGGGAUUGAACCUCCAGCUGCCCGAUACUGCCUCUACACUUUUCAAACUGUGGACCGGUUCCGUCUUGCAACCUAUGAUGGCAAUUGGUUCUGGGGGAAGCCCCAUGGAAAGGGUACCUUGAAGUGGCCAGAUGGAAGAAAUCAUGUGGGUGAUUUCCACCAAGGCUUGGAGCAUGGGUUUGGGAUCCGCCUGGUCCCUCAUGGAGCUGAAGACAAGUAUGACUGUUACAAAUGCCACUGGUGGGAGGGCCAAAUGCAGGGCUAUGGCAUCUGUGAGUAUGCCGAUGAGUCUAUAUACAAAGGCUACUUCCGAGACAACCUGCGGCAAGGGUUUGGGGUCCUUGAGAGCUCCCCUCAGGCUUCGCAGCCCUUCAAGUUCAUGGGGCACUGGCACAGGGACAAGAAGAAUGGAUAUGGGGUCUGGGAAGACAAAGACAGGGGGGAGCGUUACAUUGGAAUGUGGCAGGCUGACCACCGGCAUGGGCAGGGCAUUGUGGUCACUCAGUCUGGCAUCUGUUACCAGAGGACUUUCCAUGCAGACAAGAUGGUGGGUCCUGGGAUACUCCUGCUGGAAGAUGACUCACUCUAUGAGGGCAGCUUCACAAGAGACCUGGCUUACAUAGGAAAGGGCAAGAUCACUUUCCCUAAUGGCUACUUCCUAAAAGCCUCCUUCAGUACUGGGAUCGGUAGGGGCUUCCAUACCCAGGGGGUUCUGGAGACAACUGCUCACCCUCUGGAUCCCAUGCAUACCUGUAAACGCCAGUUGGGGAUAGAUGCCUUUCCUGUGGAGAGCCGAUGGCAAGGCAUCUACCAGCAGUUCCAAGAGUUCAUCAACUCUAACUGUCCAGAGGAAUCUCAAGAAGUUUUCUUGGGCUUCCAUAUCCAGACAGCCAAGGAGCUCCGGAAAUCCCAGGAGUAUCUCUUCUGUGAUAGAAGUAACCCGGAUGAAGUCUCAGCAAAGAUCAAGGACAUACUUGCAGAACUGCCAACACACCAGGAACCAGAAUCCCUCCAACUCUACCUACAGAAAGCCUUGAAAUCUUCAGUGCACCCUCUGGGGAAACUGCUGAAGCUGCUGACAUUGGCCUUCCAGGCCACCUACUCUGGCAUUGGGGCCAACAAGCAUCUGCUGGUCUUGGCCCAGGAGGAGGUGAAACACCACGCCAAGGAAAUCUGGGCCUUCUAUCAGGGGAUGUUGCGUGUCGCCUUGAAACAGCAGAACCUGACUCGGGAGGAGAAUGAAGGAAACGAAAAAAGCCACCCUGAGGCGUACAGGCUGGUCCUGCCACUCAUCCUGCCCUGCUUCUAUCCCGAACUCUUCAUGCUCUACAUGUUGUACCAUGAGAAAGAAGACAACCUCUACAGCCAGGGGAUAUCUGACCUGAGCCUCUUCCCCGAUACCAAGCUGCUGGAAUGCCUGGAUGUGCACAAGCACCUGUGGCCCCUCAAGGACCUCACACUGACCACCGAUCAGAGACACUCUUUGGUUAGAGACAGGUGCUUCCUCUCUGCCACUGAAUGCUUGCAGAAGAUCAUCACCACAGUGGAUCCCCGGGAGAAGCUGGAGAUGCUUGAGAAGACUUACGAUGAGAUAGAGGACACAGUUUCCCGGGUUCUGGAGAGGGAAUAUAAGCUUCCUAUGGAUGACCUGCUGCCCUUACUCAUCUACGUUGUGUCCCGUGCCAGGAUCCAGCACCUGGGAGCAGAAAUCCAUUUGAUCAGGGACAUGAUGGAUCCCAUCCACAGAGGAGGAUUAUAUGACUUCUUGCUGACAGCCCUGGAGUCCUGCUAUGAACACAUCCAGAAGGAGGACAUGAGGCUGCAUCGCUUGGCUGGAGUCCGUAAUCAGAAGGCCCUGUGGUAGCUCAGCUCUGCCCAGGGGAAUCUGGCCUGGGUCUGGGCCAGGUCAAAGGCUGAGAGGAAGAAGCCAGGUGCAGAGAGCCGAUGACGUGUAUUAAGUCACCAGUAAGGAGGUGGCUAUGAGAACCAGGGUCUGUUCCGCCCAUCCCCAGAGGGAGCUCCGGACACCGUCUAGGCCAUCUGAGGCAAAUGCCCAUUCCCAUUUGGGUGCUACUCCUCAGGAAAGGGACAGCUUCUCUCUUUUGCCUUUGCAGCUUCCCUUUCCAGGACAACCCAGUGGGCACACAGACUCUAGGGUCUUCCACUAGGGAAGAUAGUAUCCUUUUAAGGGGAAAAUAAUAUUGCACUUUAUUUUUUGAAAACAAUUUUUUUAAAGAAAUUGAACAUUUAUUAUGUACAAAGCUACUGUGAGAUACAGCGGAGAAUUCUGAAAUGUUUGUACCCUGGUCUCUCCCUUUGAGGACCUAACACUGUGCAGACAGCCCUAAAGGGCUAGAUUCUCUGCUCAGAGCCAAGCCUGAGCCAUCCAGGCAGGAAUAGCAGCCUGUGACUGUCCUGCGCACACCUCACUCCUCUGGCCUCCUGCUUUUUCCCAGGGGCCAAGGGAAGACAGGGUGAGAAGCAGAACCCCCGUCCCUCUCCUUCUGCUGCACAGGGCCCGAUCUCUCAGGUGGACCCAGCCAUAAUACAAGGGGGAGCACUGGCAACAGAAGCAGGUCUGGCCAGGGGCAGUGUGAGAGCUGGCUGAAGCUUGGGAAGAAUCUUAGGAACGAUUCCCCCACCCCCACCCCCCAUUUCUAAGCUGUAGCCUUUUUGGUGGCCCUAGUUAUAAGAGCUGCUCUUAUUCCUCAAGGGCCUCCUCACACACAGCCUUCUGGUGUCAUCAGCUCCGUGUCGUGGAUGGCGGGCCUGGGCCUGAGAGGAAGACAUGCCCCUGGGGCCAUGGACAGAAUCGAGGGCGACAGACUAGAUCCCAUAGAGCCAUGGGGUGGUUUUUCUUGAAAAGCUGCUGCUGCUGCUCCUUACUUGGCCCGUGGGGGUGUCUGGGGUUUUACCUGAUGGCUUUUGGGGAGCACCAGAAUGGAGAAAGGCUGCCCUAGACCCUCCACUGGCCACACUGAGAACACAGGCCAAUAAAUAUCUAUUGUAAGA